AUGACGAUCGUAGAGAUGCAUGUGAACAUGGACUGCGACGGCUGCGAGGGCAAGGUCAGGAGGGCCCUGGAAAAACUCGAAGGAGUGCACCACGUAAGCAUAGACAGGAUGCACGGCAAGGUGACGGUCACGGGAUCGGUGAGCCAGAAAAAGGCGCUCCGCGCGGCGCGGCGCACGGGCAGGCUCGCCGUGCUGUGGCCGUCCGCCUACAACCCGGCGUACCACCAAGCCCACCCGCAUCCGGCGGCCUACUACCAGUACCAGUACCAGUACCAGUACCAGGCCAAGCCCGCCGCGCAGGCGCAGCAGCACCAGUACUACAGCAGCGUCCCGCGCGCCGGCAAGAACAGCGGCAGCGGCGUCCCGGCGGUGGCCAGCAGGAAGCCGGUGGCGCAUCAGUACCCCCAGGCCAAGGCCAGCUCCUACAACUAUCGUGUCCACGGGUACUAUGACUCCGACCUCUACGGGAACUACCAGGAGGAGCCCGGCGAGGUAGUGCCAGCCGCCGUGCGGAACUACUUCAGUGACGAGAACCCGAGCGCUUGCUCGAUCAUGUAG
Messenger RNA from Miscanthus lutarioriparius, 558 nucleotides. Lineage: Eukaryota; Viridiplantae; Streptophyta; Magnoliopsida; Poales; Poaceae. The record is from the annotation of a GenBank genome assembly.